UGUGAGCAGUAAUCAUCGUGCACCAGUGAGAGUUCUCAUGAACGGAAUUUUAUCUUUCCCGCCACACGCGUUAACGAUAUACAAUAUAUAGAGUGAUUUAAACAUUAUUAAUUUAACGAAAAUAACAUUACAACGUUAAAAAUAUUAACGAAUAGGCGUAAAAAAAUGGCAGAGGAAAAGAUUGUCUUGGACGAACAGUUGCUCGAUUAUCUACGAACAUACGUAAGAGAUUUAAAUCUGAAGGAUCCUGAAUUUUAUAUAACCAAGGCUUGCAACAAGGGUGACAAUUUCGUUGGACUUGUUUAUCGCGUAAAAAUCGAAGGUAUUGAAAAUGGCAAGGCCAAGAGUGUUCAUGUUAUUUUAAAAACACCAAGGCUCGAUACGUCGACAGAUGUUACGCAAUCUAUCAAUCUGUACGAACGAGAAAUAUUCUUCUAUCAAGAGAUAUUGCCUAUUUUUAAGGAAACUUUAAAGAAACACGGUGGAAUCGCCGACUUAUUUCCCACGUUUUAUGGCGCUAAUAACGAGCCCGGAAAAGAGAUUUUGAUACUAGAAAAUCUAAUGGUCAAAGGAUUCACGAUGAAGAGUUUGAGAAUCAUGGAUUAUCCACAUGUCUCUUUGGCACUUCGAUGCUUAGGUGAAUUUCACGCAUACAGCUUUAUCACACGCGCCGCCGAUCCGAUAAGCUUCAACAAAUUGAAAGAAAUGAAGGAACCAUUAUUCUCUCGAAUAUUAAAUUACGAAAGAGAUGAGUAUAUUAUUAACGUUUGCAACAUCAUUGGGAAGGCUUUAAUAGAUGAAAAGAAAUAUUAUUUGGAGAGAUAUCAACAAUUCACAGAUAAUAUUAGACGAAACAUGAAUGACGUAAUCGAUGGAAACGCUGCCGAGCCUUAUGCCGUUGUAAACCAUGGUGACGCUUGGACUAACAAUAUACUUUAUAAAUAUGAUCAGAAAUCGCAGGAGCGUUCCCAGGAGAAAAAACCGUGUGAUUUACGCUUCUUAGAUUUUCAAAUAUGUCGUUACGCGUCACCCGUGUUAGAUAUAGUUUAUUUGCUCUUUUGCUGCUGUACGCAGGAAACGAGAAGUAAAUAUUAUGAUCAACUAAUAGAUGAAUAUUACGAAACAUUAUCUAAAUGUUUAGAAAGAUGCGGUUACGAUUCUAAUAUCCUUUUUCCUUACGAAGUAUUAUCCAAACAUUUUACCAAAUUCGGAAAAUACGCAGCAGGAAUGGCUAUUUUCACUUUACAUAUAUUCACCGAUAAUAAAGGCGAGUAUACAGAUAUAGAAUCUACUCGUAAUUACAAAAAAAUGGAAGAAAGAGUGCAAAAUGAUAGUUUUUAUAGAUACAUGAUAAAAGGCACUUUCAAAGAUCUUGUCGACAAAAAUUACAUAUAGACAUAUAUAUAUAUUUGUUUAGUGUCCUAGUCACAAUGUGUCAUGGUACAAUAUUUUAGUACAUUUUAUAAUGUAUUCUGAAGAUUAAAUAAAUUCGAGUAUCUCUCUCUCUC
Dinoponera quadriceps is the source of this 1508-nucleotide messenger RNA. RefSeq lists its product as uncharacterized. The record is from RefSeq and is a predicted model, not a curated record. Lineage: Eukaryota; Metazoa; Arthropoda; Insecta; Hymenoptera; Formicidae. The transcript is spliced from 4 exons. The coding region runs from base 166 to 1395 and encodes 409 amino acids.